UGUAUGCUCAUCAGUCACUCAGAUUUCAGGAAGUGUGUGUGUGUGUUUACGUCGAGUCCUCGGAAUGUGAAGAGUUCAAUGACAAUGUUAAGCUCUCUGAGUGUGUAGGGCAAUGGGGAAUACGGAAAGCGCUGUGGUGCAGAAGCGGAUGGUCCGGUUUCGGCCGGAGGAAAGGCCGGUUGUGGAGCGGGUGUUCGACCAACUACUAGAAGCCGGUUCUGGAAAUGCGCCGGGGUCUUCCGGGAAAGUCCUUACGCUGGAUGCACUGAAGGUGUGCGUGGCGGGCGUGGCCCCAGAGUCCAUGACGGUGCGGCUGUUUCAGGCCAUGCGGAGCGUUGACCCGGGAGGGACAGCGCCCCCUGGUGGUGGCGUGAGUCGGGAGCAGCUGCUGGUGUUUCUGGCGGACGUGCUCCGCGGCACCGCGGAGGAGCGUGCACCCCUCGUCAUGGCGAUGGCACGUAGGGAGGGAGAGGCCACUGUCACGGCCGACCAGGUCCGAGAGUUUGUGGAGGACCUAGUCUCAGCUGUUGUGCAGAUCCUGACCAGCAGGGGGCGCCGGGAGGGCUGGAGGCCGGACCGCAUGGGGGACAGCGCACAAGGGGUUAAACUGCUGGCUGAGCAGAUGAGCUCCGAACUGAAGCUCACAGAUGAGCGCUCCUGCGACGUGCCCUGCCUGGAGGACUGGCUGUUUCGCGUGUCGGGCGUGGCUCUGUACCUGGAGCUGGUGACCAGCGAGGGCCUGGGGGUGCGGCUCCCCUCCCGGCCGCCCCUCCCCCUCCUGCCCUCGUGCGGCCCCGCCCCCUGGGACGAGCUGCGGUCCCUGCUGGACCUGCCCCUGCUGCUGUUCCUCUACCCCCAGCUGCCGGCCCAGAGCGGCGCCCCCUGGAGGCUGCUGUUCUCCACGCGGCUGCACGGGGAGAGCUUCACGCGGCUGGUGGGCUGCUGCGCCCGCCGCGGCCCCACCCUGCUGCUGCUGCGCGACUCCGACGGGCACCAGUUCGGCGGCUUCGCCUCGCAAAGCUGGGACACCAAGCCGCAGUUCCAGGGGGACUCUAGGUGCUUCCUGUUCUCAGUGUUUCCCACACUGCGGGUGUACACCUGCACUGGAUACAACCAGCACUACAUGUACCUGAACCAGGGACAGCAGACCAUGCCCAACGGCCUGGGCAUGGGCGGGCAGCACCACUACUUCGGCCUGUGGCUGGACAGCGAUUUCGGGAAGGGCCACAGCCGGGCGCGUCCGCGCUGCACCACGUACGGCAGCCCUCAGCUCUCGGCCCAGGAGAACUUCACCGUGGAAACCCUGGAGGUUUGGGGCGUGGGAGACCCCCCAGAGGAGCAACAGGCCCAGGGGAAGCGGAGUGUCUUGGACGCCGAUCCUGAGACUCAGGCUAUAAUGGAGAUGACAGGAAAGACCCUCCACAGCCAGGGCCUCCGAGAGCCAGAAGAGGAGGAGCUCUGAGAUAAGGGGAGGGGCUCUGAGAUAAGGGGAGGGGCCUCUGAAAGAAUGGGUGGGGCUCAGAUAAGGGGAGGGGCUCUGAGAGAAUGGGUGGGGCUAUAGGUAGGGAAGUGCUUACGGCCCCACUCAAACAUUCAAAUUGUUUCUGAAGGUUUGCUGUGUUGGUAGUCAACAGUGCUGACUGUUACAAACAUAUGAAGUUCUUUUAUGAGAUAAGCACAUAUUUCUCAGUAUUUUCAGGUAAUUAUGCAUUUAAUUCAUACUCUUCUGACAGCGGUGUAGCAGAGUGGUUUGGUUCCUGUUGUGUGGAUCUGGUUUCUCGUUGAGAGUGUAAUUAUAUUGUACCAGUAAAAGAGUUGAAUCUGGGA
Messenger RNA from Anguilla anguilla (European eel), 1827 nucleotides. RefSeq names its product MTOR associated protein, eak-7 homolog (gene meak7). NCBI's taxonomy places the organism in Eukaryota, Metazoa, Chordata, Actinopteri, Anguilliformes, Anguillidae. The record is from RefSeq and is a predicted model, not a curated record. The transcript has 8 exons. Gene Ontology annotation, biological process: TOR signaling. The coding region runs from base 113 to 1462 and encodes 449 amino acids.